Sus scrofa (pig) is the source of this 6244-nucleotide messenger RNA. NCBI's taxonomy places the organism in Eukaryota, Metazoa, Chordata, Mammalia, Artiodactyla, Suidae. The record is from RefSeq and is a predicted model, not a curated record.
GCGCGCCCGGCGGCGCCCCCGCGGCGGCCGCGGCCCGCCGCGCCGCCAGCAUGACGGCCGGGAGGCAGGCGAGUGCGCGCAGCCCGUCGGCCAGGCACAGGUCGAGCAGCAGGGGCUGUGGGGUCACCUUCUCUUCCUCCCUCCUGCCACCCCAAGCCGUCUGAGUUGCGGGUUAUGCAGUAAGAGAGCACGUUGGCCUGGAUCUCCAGCCACCCACGUUCUAGUCCUGCCUCUGUCAUUUCCUAGAAUUGUGGCCUCGGAUCCCUGCCUGGUGCCACAGCAGCUGAGUGUGCAUCAAAUCUGAAGAAAAUCUACACGGUACACACAGUGCAGAUAUUCUGGAGUGUGUACAAUAAUAUUCCUCCUGUGACUAGCCUGCCUUUGAGAUGUAGUUAUCAUUUAAUGAGAGGCGAGAGGCGACCACUUUGGGAAGAGGAAAGUAAUGCAAAGGGUGGCGUAUGGAAGAUGAAAGUUCCCAAGGACAGCACGUCCACAGUUUGGAAAGAGUUGUUGUUAGCGACUAUCGGGGAACAAUUCACAGAUUGUGCCGCCGCAGAUGACGAAGUAAUAGGAGUCAGUGUCAGCGUCCGGGACCGAGAAGACGUCGUCCAAGUGUGGAAUGUCAAUGCCGCGUUAGUGGGCGAAGCCACCGUUUUAGAAAAGAUCUAUGAACUUCUGCCCCACAUAUCUUUUAAAGCAGUAUUUUAUAAACCCCAUGAAGAGCAUCAUGCUUUUGAAGGUGGACGUGGAAAACACUAAUUGCACUCUGUAAAGAAUUCUUUGUCCUUUGCUGAUUGGUUUUGGAAACGGUCUUAACAGGAGGGAGAGUGAAGAGAAGACUUGCCGAAGCCCGAUGCUGGUCCAUUUAGAGUGGGUUUCUGUCCUUGCAGAUUGAGCAAUUAGGACUCAAAGUGGCAGGUGGGGUGGGGGGAGAUGGGGUGGGUUUCUACCGGCACAUUACUUGCUUUUUUUUGGCUUUCUGAAUUCUCUGUUCUUUUCACUCCCCCAAUUUUUUUUUUUUUUUUGCCCUUUUAAAUUCCUCAUUCAGUCUAAUUAUUGUUUUCUGCACUCCCCUUUCAUUGAGGCACAAGAAAUCGGUUUCCCUUUAAGUAGCUCUGCUGUACCUAGUUAAUGAGAAUAUGCAUAAUCAUGAUAAUACUGCUUUUGAAAACCACACUGUACUCAGAGGAAUACUAGCUUGGUGAAACCUGUCUUUUGAUUAUUUGUUGUGACACAUUCCUACAUACUCUGCACUGGGCAUUGUUUUUUUCUGUCCCAGGGAAAAGGAAAACCUUACUUAAUCUGAUUUUUGCACUGACAGCACACAUAUCUUUUAUUUUUCCUUUUUAAGCAUUUUUUUUUAAGAGAUGAAAGGAAAAUAAUAGUUGGGUUGCCAAACAUGAAAACUAUAAUCACAGUUGAGGAUCAGGAUAUAAAUCAAAUUCUAGGUCUUUGGACCCUCUGUGGAAAUAUUUUCUAACCAGAAUUUCAAUUUGGCCUUUUCAAAGGAAGGCUUAGAGUGGUAGCAAGGGGGUUGUCUCAGUAGGAAACCUUAUAAUUUCUGAUUUAAAGAGGAGGUGAUAUUUUAAUUGUUUGAGUUAAGCUUCUUCCGAAUUUCAGGUGCAUAUACCCACUUAGGGCUUUCCAAGUCAAUUCACACACAUUCUGUUAAACGAGUCCCCUUUUUUCCUGCUCACAUCCUAUGUCAUUUCCUGUAAUGGAUCGUCCUCCAGCUAGGGGAAUUUUUCCCCCUUGCCUUCUUCAUUUAGGAACAGAAGUUAAAUCUCAUUUCCAGAAUGAAUGUGAACAUUCACAGAGAUGAACUCUUAACUGCGUUCUGUUCAUAUUAAUUUUGGAACUGUUGAGAUACGUCCUAUUACGUUACCAAAUAAGUACUGGGUUUAGUAGAAGGAAGUGACCUCCCCCCCCAUGCACCCCCCCAAUCCUGGAACACUCAGAAUGUUCCGAUUUCCCUCUUUCCACUCUGCCAAGCCUCCUGCUGCGUUUUACCUGAAAGAGGCAGGGCCCUUUGAAGACCCUUCCUCCUGAUGGCUAUUUUUCUGGAGUCAGGGAAGCCAGGACAUGCUUAUACAUGUCACAAAAGGAUGGUGCACUCAGAGCUCCGUUGUACCCAGGAUUUUUAAUUCCUCUCGCAGUAUUGACCAGCAGAGAGAGGUGGUAGCUGCUUCUAGCCGUCCACCUGUGUUUGUAAAUAACCUUCGCCAUUCAGGCAUUUUAAUGGACUUCAGACAGUAUCUAUUUACAAAAGUUGUGCCCUCCACUUGCAUUACUAACCAUAUCAGCCAUAAUAACAAUGAUCAUAGUUUGUUUUUUUUUUAACGUUUUUGUUCUCAACUUUUCUUCAUUGACUUCAGAAUGAGGUAUAUCAGACCCAUUUUUUAAAAGCCUGGAACUUCUUUCUUUAAAAGAUUGUGCUAACAUCCAACUUGUUUUUAAAUUACUCAUCAAGGAUUUAGAAAAAUAUUCGUGGCAUGAAUUUCAAUUCUUUUUUAUAAUAUAAGUAUUUUUCUGAUAGAUUAGACAAAAAGGAUAUAAUUGACUUAUCUUCAUUAUAAUUGUCAUAUAUAUUUCCAGAAGUAAAUGGAUUUUGAAGUAUUUUUAUUUUUGAACUUUAUUUAAAGUAUUGUGAUGACAUGUUCAACUUUUGCAUGUAUGUAGCUUUUGAAGUAAAAAAAUAAAAUGAAAGAAAUAGGAAUGUUAGGCUCCCAUCACUGUUUUCUAGUUUCUUUUGUUUAUGAUCACAAAACGUGGCUUAACACACAAAGUAAAUUUUUGUCCCAGAGAACUUGUGCAACUCUUUCUGACCCUGCGGAAAAUGCCAACCCUGAGAAGGAUUUAACUUGCUGGAGUUAAGAACCUAUCAUCUAUGUUCCUCUAAGGGAGGAUUUUGUCAGAUUUUGCUCUGGAAAUUGUUUUAAUUGAAUAUUGAGUUCAUAAGAGACAGUGUAUGAACUAAGCUGAUUUAAUCAGUUUAAAAACCUCUCAUUACCUUUUUGGAUUAAAGAAGCUAAUGCUCUUGUGAGAUAGAAGAAAAUAUUUUGCAGGGCAUGUGACUUUUGUGUUGGGUGGCGAACCCACCUUGGCCGUUGCUGGGAAAAGUGAGCGCUUGCAGCAGAGUCCCAAUGUCUUUCAGCCACGUCCUUGCAGGUGUAGCCUGGGCUCUGCAUCGAGACAUCCAGAAGCCAGAGAGCUCACCCUCUGGUCUUUGUCACGCCUCAAGAUCUGUGAUGCAGAGCCAGGGACUCUGACUGAAAUCAAUACACCUUUUCUCUUGCUAUUCUUCCCCAGGCUGUCUGAUUUCAGGUGCUUGCUUACAUCUAGCAAGUUACACCCAUCGCAUAAGGAUGGAUAAUACCCAUUUAAAGUAACUUGUCUGUAUUUCAGCUUACUUCUGUGAGUCCUUAUUGAAAUGCUGACUUACUCCAUUUUAAUAUUUCCUUGGCCACUUUCCCACAUUUCUGAACUAAGAGUGUAUAGUUUAUACAGGACAUUUCCUUUUAAUAUAAUGUGUCUAUUAAAUUCAAGAUAGAAUUGAUGGGGAAAAAAACCCCAUGAAUAGGAAAACACAAUCCUAGUAAAGCCUAAGUGGAGUUUAACUUGACUCUGACUUUCUCCACUGUCUUGAAUUUAGCUGCACCCUAUAUCAGUCACAGGACACUAUCCUUCAGAGAAAUGUCGAGUAUGGUUGGGUCCACUAGACAUAAUGUAUAACCUCCCAACAGAGGGAUUGUCCCUUGUGAAAGGACAGGGGAGUAGCCAGUGUAACAGAGCUGGGCUUUCAGGUCUGCAGGCUACAUCCUGAUCCAGGCUUCCUUAAACAGACAGCACUCAAAGUCUGUCACCCUAACCCCAAAACAAAUCACCCUGUACAAGCACUAAAUAUCCGAUCUAAUCUGGCCAUUGAUCUUAUUCCACAGUCCUUGUUAUAAACAGCUCUCAUUCUCUCCCUGUCACAUUCAGUGACUGAAGCGGUGUCACAGGUUGGUGUUUGAAAAUAAACUUAUUAUUCCAGGAGAUGGGCCUUUGCUCUAAGAUGCCCACCUCUUAGAGGAGCCUAACUUUUGUACUGCCACAACUCUAACAGCAUUUGGAGCGAUCACAUGGUGGCGCUGCCUUCCCGCGCGAUGGUGCUGGCUCAGCAACAUAAUUUAUCCAGCUCUGUAUAAUUAUUUUAAGGUUCGACUGCAUACAGCUCUUGUGAUCUUAUAAAAAUUUGGUGAGAUACUACCAGUAGAAAAGUUUAGCUCUCCUGCACCUAAUAAAAAUAUGUCAAAGAUAGAACACUCCGGAUGUGCUUGAAAAAAAAAAAAAAAAAAAAACCACCUCAAAUUGUGGGCUCUCAUUGAGCCGAUAAGUAGUUAGGAAGAGAAGGAAUGAAAUAAACUAACAUAUAGGAAAUACCAGAAAUAUUUUAUCCAAGUGGGCAAAUACUGUGCCCAAAGGGAGAAGUAAAAUUAGAGUUUGAUUCCUUUUUUUUCUUUUUUCUUUUUUUUUUUUUUUUUUUUGCUGCCUAAAUAUGAAAGUUCCCCCUUAAAAAUGUAAGUCGGCCAUUCACCUUUCCUCUAUAGAUGUUUCUGUAACAUUUCCCUCAUUACACAUGUAAGUAGAGGACUGCCUGUAGGUAGUUUAUUUCUUGCAAGAGUAUAUGCAGACUGAUUGCAAAUUACUUAAGAGUUUGGUGACUCGGGAUUGGAAAUGCCUGGAGCACUACCUCAACAGCAGAGAGGCAUCAGCAGGUGAGAAGGAAAAAAAAUAGGAACAGGAAGGCAGUGCAAAAUCCCUUGGAACCUUUUCUUCUAUGUAGUGGUUAACGGUGGCGUCUUCCUCUGCAUCUCCCGUGAAGAAAAAAAAACAAACAUACUCCUCACACAUCUGAUGAUGCAGUUCUGUUUUUGUUUUCUGCUUUUACAUAUACAUCAAAAUUCAAGAACACUUCUUGUUAGGUUAACCCAUUCUGGCUCAGAGUCACUUGUGUUGGUCUGGCUGACAGGACUCCACUUUUAAAACUCACAGAGGUUUAGGAUUUUAGAGUGGAAGGGACCUUCGAGAUCAUCUACCCGUGCCUCUCACCCCUUAGCAUGGAGAAGCAUCACUGGGGUGCUUACUUAAGAUGCAGAUUUCCUGACCUCCAACCUUUCGUUUUGAAUUCAGCAGGUGUGGGAGGCCUAGAAAUCCGCCUUCUUAGCAAGUGCCCCAGUGAUUGUAAUGUGGGUGGUCCCCAGACCCCACUUUUCGAACCUCUGAUUAUUUCCAACCCUCGGAUCUGACAAAUGAGGAGAACCUCCCCCCCGCCCCCAAGCUUCUCAGGUGACCUGAUUCAAAUGUCUCAUACCAGCAACCUUCUGAAGGCUGGAGAAAGCCAUUAUUCCUUAGAUUUGAGAAGAUGAUGGUUGUAAAUAAGAACUUUAUGGCUAGGGCCACAAGCAGUGAUGGGUAGCCCAUUUCCGGAAGUCCAUAACAUAAAGCCCUUAAUACAGACUGGUGGCUUUUCUCUUUUCUAAAUACCAUUUCAGCCUGUUAAGAGAAAAGAAAUUAAUGUUCAGAAAAAGUAGUUACCCCAUAUGUGCAGUAACUACUUUUCUAUAAUGUCUUAUGGCAUCUGGGGUUCAGCAUCAUUGAACAAGAUUAAAUGAACGUUAUAGAGCUAUAAAAUUGCAUGUAAAAUAACGCAAAACUGUUCAAAUGACUAUCAAAGUAGCCUGGGAAUGAAUUUCCACUAAAAUUAAUUGUCACUCCUAGACUUAGCUUAGCAAAGCUGUUACUAAACUGGAAGGAUUCUUUAAUACAUAGAAGUGUCAAAAAAAUCAAAUAAGGAGUCAUUGUGAAGUCAAUAUUAUUUUGUUCAUCAUUGCUACUAAAAUUUAGAGUCCCAUUGUAUAUGUGUGUGUUGACUGUACCUUAUUAGAAUAUCCAAUAAAAUAGCCUUUUGGAUAUUCUAUGCUCUUGUGUCCUUCAGAAAUCAUGAGGUUGAAGAAAUCUGUGUUUAAAUGUGUUUGUUUUGGUUGCUGCUUUAAAAAAGUGAUUAACUCAUUUAUCGAAAUGUAUGAUUUCUUGCUGAAAAUUUCACCUUCUCAUGUUGAAGUCAGGAUUUCUUUUAAAAAAACUUUUGUUUUGGAACAAGUGUUUGGGAUUUAUUGAAGUGGCACUUUUGCAUGAGAGAAACAAGCAUGAAGUAAACAUAAGCAUUUCUGAGUUUUCUAUAGAAUUUUUUUUUUUUUUUUUU